Messenger RNA from Ciona intestinalis (vase tunicate), 851 nucleotides. The record is from RefSeq and is a predicted model, not a curated record. NCBI's taxonomy places the organism in Eukaryota, Metazoa, Chordata, Ascidiacea, Phlebobranchia, Cionidae.
ACAUAACACACGCACGUUUUGUUUUUAUUAAUUGGCUAUAAUAUCGUUUGUGAUAUAUAUUUUUAUCUUGGGGUAUCUGAAAUUUUCACUUGCAAUAAAAGAAAUGUUAUUAACAUUGAGUAAAAGCGACAACACAACAGACAUGUCUCGUUUGCUUAGGUACAGCAUUAGUCCAAACGCGCAAAAAACUACGGCAAAUUUUGCCCAAAGAAUUAUUCCUUCUGCGUUUUAUUCGAAAAAGGAAAUUCCUGCCGUACCACCGAAGAAACCGAAUACUCCAAAAGGAAAAUUGGACGACGAUUCUACGAUUACGUCUUCUACUAAUGCAUAUGAACCGUUCCCCAACAAUGUAAAUCCUAAAACUGGUGAAAUAAAUGGUCCCAGGGGACCAGAACCUACAAGAUAUGGAGAUUGGGAGCGAAAAGGAAGGGUGACCGACUUCUAAUUGCAAACACUUUGGUUUUCAAAUGCAAAUGACUUUACAAUCUAUUCUCAAUUGAUCAUUCUAGGUUUAUUGGGAACUUUUUUAUUGUUAUUGACUUAUUUGUUUGUCGUUGCGAAACAGUUUAGAGGCUACAUCAUGAAUGUCCCAUGGUACACUAUAUGACUUCAUUCACAUUUAGCUAUCAUUUUUUGAAGUAUGAAACUUUCUUAUGGGACCCUUUAUUUCCAAUUGCAUCAAGUUAUGCAUUCAAAUAUUUUGUAUUUGGUUCUGCAACUCAAUGGCAUCUGACUUCAUGCUUUCUGAACAUUUAACAUGAAUUGGGUUCCUCGUACAAGUUCAUUAUUCCUCCCUAAUAUGUGAACCCGAAACUCAUAUUUGCACUUGGAGAAAUAAAGACUUUAUUCAA